GCCAAGGGUCGAGAGAGGUGGUAGUGAGAGGGAGUGGCAGAGACGAGACAUGGCAGCACUUGUCAAUGGAGAAUACAAAUCUGAUAUGCAGAGACCAAAAUCAACUGAAAGAUCAUCUCCCAGCAGCCUGGCCAAAAGAAUUAAAGCAGAGAGAGUGGCAGAUGAGCUUCCUGUCAAGAUUAGACAUGAUCCCCAUAAACUAAGGUUUCUUGAAGGCCUGGGGCUUGUUACUGUAGGAAAGAAAAAAGAGUUGAGCCAAGGAGGAACAAACUCCAAAAGAAAGUAUGAUGGUGAUCAUGACAAUGAAAAUGGAGUUGAUUCCCCCAAUAACUUAUUGAAUGAUAGCAAUGUUAAUGGUGACAAUGAUGGAAACAUUGAAAACACACCACCACCUCUUCCUAGCCCAGAGAAGCUUGACUUUAUGGCAAAGCUUGGUCUGUUACCCCCCAGCAAAAGACAAGAGCUGGAGCAAACAUACGAGGUCAAAAGAAAUGAAAGGAAGAACCGGAAAAGUAGAGGCCGUCCUCCAAAAAGGGCACGAAGGGAUAAAGAGAAUGACAGAGAUUCUGACAACAGCCAAGGUUCUUUGGACCCAGACACAAUAACCGGACCAAUAACUCGACAAAAGCAACAGCUACUACAGGAGCAGGAACGAAAGGAAAACAAAAACAAAGAUGUAGAAAAACAGCAACCAGUUAAUAUAAAAAUAGAGGAGGCUGAAAAAAGGAUUCCUUCUUACCCAUUUGAUAGACCCUUUCGUCGCAGCAGUGAUGAAAGAUUUCGACAAAGUCCUACCAUGAGCAGUAGUUCCAACCAUGUUCCUCCUCGCCUAACUCUACAGUCUCUUACAAAUAUGGAAGAUCCUUUUAGCAACAUCAGUGCAUCACAAUUUCGUCCACCGUAUCUUCGGCACACGGGGCUCUUGUCAAUCUCACAUGAACGUGGGAAUGCCACCUCUCAUGCCAGGGCUGACCACAGAACUGUGACACAACCUAUCCGCCCAGAGCCCCUUAGGAGUGUGGGGAUAACUUUUAGUGAACAAGAGACAAGAGAUUACCUUUCUCAGCACCCAACUAGUAUGCAAGGACGUCAGUUUGGACCGUUACCUUUGUCAGACCAGCUGCAUAGCAUUAGAAAUAAACAAGGAGAACCCUCCAAGAAUGAGCAGCACUCAUCAUCCCAAGGAAAGGAAGGGUUCAAGUGGUCUGGAAUUGAGGCUGUCAUGCAAUCUUACUAUACACAUGCGACAGAGAGAAGUUUGGAAAUAGGUGUUCUCCAAGACAAUGCUGAUUUGUUAAAAACCACAAACGUUUCCCUGAGUGAGGAGGCACAGGCUCUAAAUCUCCAAAUGACAAACCUUGUCCAAGCCAAGAAGAAACUUCUAGAAGAAAAAAGCACAUUAAGAGAGGGCCUGGAUAGGCUUCAUUACUUUAUUGAAAGUUUAAAAAGCUAAUAUAUUUGUAACAUAGAUGCAAGAUUCUAUAUUUAAGAACUAGAUUUUCAUUUUAUUCUCCCAAGAAACAAAGUUUUGCUCUCACAUUAUGCACAGACACAAAAGUGUCAGAAAACUUUCAGACUUCUAAAAUAUUAAAUCCCAUACAUUAAUGUAUUUUUAAGCUUCAAGAAAUAUUUCUAUGUUGUUUGCAAAGUUAAUUUUUCCCCAUGCUUUUCAAGAAUUAUCUGUAAGGUUGCCAAAGAGAAGUUUAAGCGAUUGACAAGUAAAUAAAUUGUUUGAAAAAAAUUGA
Molecule: messenger RNA, 1745 nt
Organism: Stylophora pistillata
Lineage: Eukaryota; Metazoa; Cnidaria; Anthozoa; Scleractinia; Pocilloporidae
Source: RefSeq, a predicted model, not a curated record